Messenger RNA from Cladophialophora immunda, 1397 nucleotides. RefSeq lists its product as uncharacterized. The transcript is spliced from 2 exons. The record is from RefSeq and is a predicted model, not a curated record. The coding region runs from base 117 to 1397 and encodes 426 amino acids. NCBI's taxonomy places the organism in Eukaryota, Fungi, Ascomycota, Eurotiomycetes, Chaetothyriales, Herpotrichiellaceae.
AGACAGCUCGAUGCUCAGGUGACUCGGUAGAGGAGGACGCGUUUGUAUCAAAUGCUCCAAUGGUAAGCUGGAAAGGCCAAAGCUGCGGGAUUAGGCAGCGCUCUCGAUAGCCCACCAUGGCACUUCCAAGACCACACUGCUCUUUCACCAUUCCCAGCAUCCACGACGACGUAGAGCUCGACUGUCGGAUAUAUUACCCUCGACGGACGGAGAAAGGGUCGGGUGUCUUCGGUCGAGGUUUCGCCAUUGUCGCACAUCCCUAUGCACCGCUGGGUGGGUGCUACGAUGAUCCUGUUGUGGCCCUCGCGGGCAGUGUCCUGCUCCACGGCGGUUAUUUUCUGAGCACGUUCAACUUCAGAGGUGCUUCGGGCUCGGCGGGGAAGACGUCUUGGACGGGAAAGCCCGAGCUGGGCGACUACGUGUCGGUCUACGGGUUCAUGUUGUGCUACAUCGACGCCGUCGUCGCCCGUCGCCCGCCUGGAGAGGACGCGCCCCCGGCGAGUCCCCCGAUAUUAAUCCUCGGAGGCUACUCGUACGGGGCGAUGAUCGCUUCCCAUCUGCCAUCGGUGGAGGUCGUGGGUGAAUUGUUUCGCGCGCCCGCGACAGGCUCGGCGGAGAGCGAAAUCAGACGGCGAGCUGCAGACCUGGCGCAGGAUGCACAAGCGUACCUGGACAUGCAUUCGGGCUCGGCGACACUGACUCUACCACGGGCUCGUGGUGCGGCGGGAGAACCGGCCAGGAAGCCCAGUCCUGGGGUCAUCAUGGGAGGCUAUGAGUCGGACACCGCCAGCCGACGAGUCAGCCGAGAGAACUCGAGAAAAAGCAUGGAUAAAGAGAGGAUCAGACAAAGCUUAAACAGGAUUCAUCACAAGCUCAAUUCCCAGCCAAACAGCCCGGCUGCACCAACGGGAAAAGCUCCAGCAGCAGAGGAUGCCCCGAUACUGCCAGAGGUCGCCUAUGUCAUCAUAUCCCCAAUAUUGUCGAUAGCUGCUGGGUUUACUACAAUGUUCUCAAAGCUCAGAUUUACUCCGAAGGACCCCGAGAUUACCUCUUCUCCAGGGCGAGAGUUCCACGAGCUUACGCUGCAUCCGUGUUGUUGUUGUUACGGAACACGCGAUGCCUUCACGUCUGCGAGCAAGUUGCAACGGUGGACUCAAGACUUACAAUCGAAGCCUGGCUCUCGGUUUGUGACGGUCAGUGCGGACACCGGCCAUUUCUGGCAUGAAGCAGAAGGGGUUGUUCGACUUCGGCAAGGUCUCGCCGAAUUCCUGGAAACCUUGGGGCGACAUAAUCUCCCCCUGGACCAGGUCGGAGAGACCGUUGAAGGUGGCCCUAGCAGCCUAGGCAAGCAUACAAGAGCUCCAGAAGACGCAGCUGCCCAACUUGCAAUCGGAUGA